GCAGUGACGGCGAAUACUAGGGAAGCAAGAAGAAUACAAUCGACGGCUCACGUCAUCGUCCCUGAGAUCCAAGGCGAUUCACCUGGGUGAUCAAGAAAAAGAGCAUGGAAUAACAAUAAUCAUGAAUAAUAAUAAUGGGACCACUUGAGGUGGUGUACGUACACCCGAAAAGCACAUGAUGCGCCAGUGUAAAGCUGCACCAGAUCGAAAAUAAUUUUUGAAUAAACGAUGGUGAAUCUUUGAUUGCUAUAUGGUUUGGCGGUCGAAAGUUAUUCAAUAAUUUAUGGUAUCAGCCAAUAUAUAGUUCCGACAAAACGAUACUGGACCGACGUGUGUAUAGACGAUGAUUAAAACGGUACUGAGGUCACGUGAAACAUGUACCUACAUUACUCGUAACCGUUAUACCUUAUACACUUAUUUCUUGAUCUCCGACCUUCCAAUACAUGGGGAGACCUUUAAAGAUGGCAUCAAAACAUCAACAUACGUACACCUACCUUAUUAUACAUAAACAUUAACUCGGCUCCACGGUCUACUUUUCUGUUAUCCUAUAAUGUAGGUCUGUCGGGUCUAAUUCGUAUCUCAUCAUCGUACACCGGCCGUUACGGAUUAAAUACUUUACAAUAUUAAAUAUACUUUGCAUGGAAAAAAGUACAACAAUAAUGCGCGAAUUGGGUUCAUUUCGUUUUUUUCACAGUAUUUGGCGAAAGUUUCAGUAGAUUGGAAUUACUAACAUGGUUAUAGUUUUUUUUUUCUUGUUGUCACCGUCAAUUAGCGGUUAACGAAAGUAUAUGAUAUCGAAUUUCGUUGACCUAUUUUUGAAUAGGUUCCGCGUGUUUACUACUCGUUAAUUUUUGGUUCGCAGACACCGGAGAUGAUGCGGGGUGAUCGAACAGGAUAGUGACGUUAUAAAAUGCUUGCAAAAUUCUCGUUGUACUUUGAGAGCCAGGAGAGUUUUACUUGCGCUGACGAGGUCGUAUACCCGUACCGUUAUGAGACUCAUGAUUCGUCUCGCAAUUCACCGGAACAACGGAUGAAUCAUCAACGUUGAUUCAUUUAUGGUUCCUCCUCCGCGAGUUACGCUGUGCCGAACACGCGAUUUAUGAUGUUUAACACUUUUGUUAAUGUAGUAGAGAAAUUUGUUGUCUCUUAUCAACCCGUAUCUGAAUAGAUACUGUAUCUGAAUCAGCUGUGUAAUAUAUGCUGUAAUUAUAUACUCGAGGUCUAUUCAAAGUCAGUUAAUUGCAUAAAUCGAGAUGAUUAUUUCAGGCUGGAGACGAUGUAAAUGUUAACAAAAUUUUACUUUGUUUAUAUCCAGUUGUGUUACGUAUUGACUGCAUGUGUGCAGCUGAUAAAAUGCCUUUUACGACCGUCUGCUGGUAAUUCAAUUAUUAUACAUGAGCUAGUUUCUCUUUCUCUCUCUCUGAAUGACACUGGAUCCGGAAAAAAUUUCAGCUCGAAAACUAGGUACUCGUAGAAAAAACGAAAAAGUGAUACCGCGCCGAGUAUGAAGUGUAGGAAUUUACAGACGAGAUAAAAAUAGAUUCGCUGUGUGAGCUAGGAUAUUAUACCGUAGCCGCAUGAAUUUUCCUAUAUAUUUUAUCGUAAACUUGCGUCACGGUAAUAUUAGAAAGACCCAAUAUGAUGUGCGUUCAGAGAAUUUGGUCGAUAACGCAAGUAUAUUAAUUUUUAUUUUUGUGCCCGCAUCUAAUUUGUUUAUUUUUAUUUAUUUUAAGGUCACCGUCUCCAGAUUUCCCAAACUACAUAGCAUGAGAAACUCAACAUUCUGCUCCUAUUUUAGGGCAGCGUGAGCAAACAAAGGGGAUCUGGAAGAUGUAUACGCAUCGUAGUUCCGGAAAAUCCAAGGGCGGAUCGUUAAUGCGGUAAAAAAUACUACGAUUUGUCAAAAUGAAACGCACCCCUUCGUAGUAAAACAUUAAGCGGCGUCAGGCUGGCGCCACAACCAUCGGUUCGACCCUGCAGAUAUUGACUUUGCCCAAAAGUGUGUCAAGCAAACCGAGUCGAAGGACACACAUCUCAUCCUGCAGGAGGAUCACAACAUCCUACGUUCAAGGAAUGGAAAUUAGACGAUGACAAAAAGAUUCAUGGAUCACAAGGCGUGGCUAGACGUGUGCGGGCGUGCUCUGCACACGCCAUUAUAACUACAUUUUGACGAAUUCUGAAACCAUCAUCGUGCCUAUUACGCAGCAUCUCAUAAUGGAAAAGCGUGCACCUGAUGCUCGUCAGAAAUUAUGAUCAUCUGAUUGAAACUAGAGACCAGCCCGGCUGCUUCCACUAGCGGACUUUUUGAUCGUGAUCGUUAGCUUCUAAGCAUAAUAUGCAGCCACCGUCCCCGGGACCUGGUUGGCUGACUGGUUUCCCGACUGGUUACCGGAGUAGAUUUCAUAACUCAAUUUUUCCGAACAUCCAUUCGUACGGAAAUAGGAUGAGGCUGAAAGAUUUUAACUGGAAAUAUGCGAAUGUAAUACGGGUGAAAUUUUUUGCCGUUUCAACUUCUCGAAUUGAAAAAAUGACGAUUGUUUCGCACGACCAUCCGAUCGGAGCAGUUGAAGCUCGGACGGGUCAUCAACGCCUAUUGACAGAUAGCCUGCGACGACUCGUACGGCAAAAGAAAGAUUCUCCCAGUGGUGCAGCCCGUUCACUACUUCCUCUUCGAUCUUCUUCCUGUUACAUUCCUCCUCUUCUGGUUCUCUUCUACUAGUGUAUACUUACACAUGAAAUGAUAGGAGUGAGGAACUACGAGGAGGCAAAGGACGAUCUAUGGUAUACCUAUAACGUGGUACGGGGGGACAGUAACCGACAAGGACUUUUAGAGUCAAUAACGAGUACUGAAAACAGUGCAGAUUGUCCCGGAGUAUGCAUGCACGCAUUCGCAACUUUGAUUUGUUACGAAGUACUCGAAGAUGUGCAGUGUCCAUCAGCGAGUAUGCGAUGCUGCGUUGAAGCAGCAAACAACACCAUACCUGCUGAUAGUUCGAAUAACGAGGGCAGUCAAAAUGGUACAACAAAUACCGAACACAAAAUUGUUACAGUUACAGUCGCACCUACAACAGUAUCGACGACUACUAUGAGUACAACUACCACAGUGAAAGCGACAACUGUAAAGCAGAAAGGACAGGAUAAGCAAGCGAACGGCAAAACUUGCUCCGGAAUCUGUGUAGCAGAACGUAUCGCUGAGUACUGCGAGGCCGUAUUAGCAGUUGAUGGACUGUGUAAAGAAGGAUUACGUUGUUGCGUGUCUAGAGACAUAUACGGUGACACUCCUCCUCCAGAAUUGAUAGUCAUUGAUAGAAAUACAACACGAAAAGCUGUGACCUCACAGGACAAAACCACUCAGAUGACCACCUUCUCAGCAACUACUCUCAGCUCAACUGCUGCUCCAAGUACAAGUAUCGCAACAACGACUCAAAGAUCAAAGCCUUUGGCACAAAAACCGUGCAAAGGAGAAUGUGUCACAGGAUUGUUCGCUCUUUUCUGUGACAACAUCGACAGCGAAGCGGAUUGUCCAAGCGAUGGUAGCUGCUGCAUUACUGAUGCACCAGAGAAAUUGCCGGAAAGUACUACUACUACAACUCCACGUCCUUCCACUAGAGCUCCACCAUCCAAGCUGCCUCGAUGUCCAGGAUUUUGUUUGCUCAACAUCAUGGCAGCCUUCUGUGAGCGUCCAAACGUUCUUGUCGCUAAGACAUCUACUUGCGCAUCAGGCUCGAUCUGUUGCGAUAAUACAAGAAACCCACCCCAGCGUAAUAAGCCUCGGCCAACACCGCCGAGACCAACUACGACUAUGGCUCCUUUGCCACCAGAUCCACGUCCAGAAUGUCCAGGCUCCUGUAUUGUUUCAUACUUGUCAUUCACAUGUUUCAGAAACGCUGAAAUGACGGAUCUCUUCAAGUGCAAGAAAUUGGGACAUCAAUGUUGUGCUCCGAAAUCAAUUAUCAGGGAACUGCAAGGAGGGAAUUCGAGUCAACAAGCAGCUUCGAAUAGAAAUGACACAGUAUUCACACCGAAUGCUACUUUGAGACCAUAUACACAGUUGAUAUCAAGCCCAAGUUAUGAAACAACUACGAUAUCAACAACCACACGACCACCUGUGUACAGUAAAUAUGUCUGUGGUGUCAAAGGAACGUCUCGAGGGCCAAUACAAGCCCGAAGUGAUGUGAGAGAAGGUCGAGUUGUUGGCGGAGAGGACGCGGAUGCUAACGAAUGGUGCUGGCAAGUGGCUCUCAUCAAUUCCCUUAAUCAAUACCUUUGCGGAGGAGCAUUGAUUGGAACUCAGUGGGUUCUCACUGCGGCACAUUGUGUCACUAACAUUGUUCGGUCAGGAGACGCGAUAUAUGUGAGGGUAGGUGAUCAUGAUCUUACCCGCAAGUAUGGCAGUCCUGGCGCUCAAACUUUACGAGUUGCGACCACAUAUAUCCAUCACAAUCAUAAUAGUCAGACUCUUGACAAUGACAUAGCACUUCUAAAACUACAUGGGCAGGCUGAAUUGAGGGAAGGUGUAUGUUUGGUAUGUUUACCAGCUAGAGGAGUCAGUCACACUGCUGGAAAAAGAUGUACAGUUACUGGUUAUGGGUACAUGGGAGAAGCAGGCCCUAUACCACUGAGAGUACGAGAAGCAGAAAUACCGAUAGUCAGCGACGCUGAAUGCAUCAGAAAGGUGAAUGCGGUAACUGAGAAGAUAUUCAUUCUGCCAGCCAGUAGUUUCUGUGCAGGAGGUGAACAAGGCAAUGAUGCGUGUCAAGGGGAUGGCGGAGGCCCACUGGUCUGUCAAGAUGACGGUUUUUACGAACUAGCCGGAUUAGUAUCGUGGGGUUUCGGAUGUGGCCGUAUAGAUGUACCUGGUGUUUACGUGAAGGUUUCAGCUUUCAUUGGAUGGAUAAAUCAGAUUAUUUCCGUAAAUAAUCUCUAGGUCCUCUUCACUGUAUUUAAUACGAACUAUUUAUUUGCGUGCACAUUUAUCUCAUUUUGAUAUUUCGUAAUUGGAAACCGAGUUGGAAACCAAUGAGCACCAUAGGUAUAUCAAAGUGCUUAAUUCAAGCAAUAGUUCUUUCAUUAACUUCACGAGAAUCACAGAAUCUGCUCUCAAAUCGCGACGAUAGUGAGCUCUAGGAUUAUUUCUUCGUGGUUUUUAUAGAGGCAUCUUCUUAUUUUUAGACGAUUACAAAUCUAGAAUGAAUAGAAUUCAAUGCUCAUUAUUCAACAUUCCAAAUGGUCUUUAGUCGAAGUAAAUUAACAACUCAGUUACAAACCAUUUGUAAUAAUAAUUUAUCUCGAUGUGUUUACUGUAAAACUUAGAUGAACAACUUAUAAAUUCUACAAGUGAAUCACCCAAUUGGUGCAAAUGAUGACUAAUAACGUCGUAUAUUUUUUUAUUGAUUUAUUAUUCGUUUAAAAAAAAAUAUGCUCAAUGUAAAUCAGUCGGAUCAAAUUUUUUUUUCCAUCCGUUUGCCACCUGAUAAUCAAAGUUAUCGUAAUGUACCUUUUCUGUAUAUUCUUUGAGGAUGUGCUCAGAAAACAUUUCUUCUUCAUUCGAAUGUCAUGAUGAAUCAUGUAAUCUUUCUGUGCGUUCAAAGAAUAACGACGAGGAGCUUGGACAUUACGGAUGUUAAUUAUGUUUGGUUUAUAAAUCGAACCACUUGUGCAUGACCAUGUCUUCUUUGUCUUCUAGUUUGAAAUUAGGUGAGGGUGACAAAGAUAACAAAUGUACUAUGUUAAAUUAUAUACAUAUGUUUAUAAACCAGUCAUUAUUCUUGUAAGACAAUUUUUUUUUCUCUUCUUUUAUUUUUUUUUAAUUCAUCAGAAGAUUGUUCGAGCUAUGAAAAAAAUAUAUAAUUAUUUUCUUGCUUUGUAAAUUAAUGCAUCACUCAUUAUUAAUAUUUUUCAUUUCAUCGAUACAUUAAGGUUUUUUUUUUUUCAUUUAUUCCGCGAUUCUUUAGUAUUAAGUUGCAAAUAUAAAU
Molecule: messenger RNA, 5975 nt
Organism: Athalia rosae (coleseed sawfly)
Lineage: Eukaryota; Metazoa; Arthropoda; Insecta; Hymenoptera; Athaliidae
Gene: mas
Product: protein masquerade
Exons: 16
Coding region: 2738-4927 (729 amino acids)
Biological process (GO): proteolysis
Molecular function (GO): serine-type endopeptidase activity
Source: RefSeq, a predicted model, not a curated record